AUGAGGCUGGCACUCGGUGUCUCGCGGUCGUCCUCUCUGGUGACGGACCCGCGGCGCUACACCAUCGUCGCUUCCACCUCGACGGCCAUCCCCUCCGGUCGCCCGACCACCGUGACAAUCGGAAAGCGGUGGAGGGAGUACCAGGGGGCCAACAACUGGGACGGCCUCCUCGACCCGCUCGACGACGCGCUCCGGUCCGAGAUCCUCCGCUACGGCGAGUUCGCCCGCGUCGCCUACACCUGCUUCGAUUUCGAUCACUCGUCCCCCACCUACGGCGCUUGCCGCUUCCCCAAGCGCUCUCUCCUCCGCCACGCAGGCAUCCCCGAUACCGGCUACUGCGUCACACGGAACCUCACUGCGACCUCUGGUGCGCGCCUCCCUCGCUGGGCCGAACCUGGAGCCCCCGCAUGGUUCUCUCGCUGCACCAGCUGGAUCGGGUACGUCGCCGAGUGCCAAGACGAGGACGAGAUCGAGCGGCUGGGCCGGCGUGACAUCGUCAUCUCGUUCCGCGGCACGGCCACCUGCCUCGAGUGGCUCGAGAACCUUCGGGCCACCCUCACGCAUCUCCCCUCCGUCGCCGUGCCAGCCGCAUUGGGCUCCGACGCGGCGGAGCCCAUGGUCGAGCGUGGGUUCUGGAGUCUCUUCACCUCCUCCAGUUCAACCAGCUGCAGCCUGCGUGACCAGAUACGCCAGGAAAUACGAAGGCUCAUCGUCAAGUACGGCGGGCGAGGGAAUCCUCUCAGCAUCACGGUAACGGGCCACAGCCUGGGCGCGGCCCUCGCCGUCCUUACCGCACACGACAUCACAACCGCGUUCCAGGAUGCACCGAUGGUCACGGUGGUAUCGUUCGGCGGCCCUCGCGUCGGCAAUGCAAGCUUCCGGCGUCGGCUCGAAGAGAGCGGGAUCAAGGUGCUCCGGAUCGUGAACACGCAGGACGUCAUAACCAAGGUUCCGGGCUUUGUGGUGGAGGACCAGAGCGUGGCGGAGGACAAGGAAAACGGAUCGAUACCCAGCUGGUUACUGUCGAAGACCGGGUGGGUGUACGCCGACAUCGGCAGGGAGCUCCGUCUCCCCGGGCAGCCGACGGCCAAUGUGGUGGCCUGCCAUGACCUGAGCGUCUACCUCAACCUAGUGAACCAGCUCAGUGCUAAUUGCCCCCUGAGAUCGUUAGCCAUGCGAGCAGCAGCCAGCCAGCCAAAAGCAGCGAUAACAAGCAUCGAUCCCAUGCACAUAAACCCGAAAGCAACUUAG
Molecule: messenger RNA, 1251 nt
Organism: Musa acuminata AAA Group (dessert banana)
Lineage: Eukaryota; Viridiplantae; Streptophyta; Magnoliopsida; Zingiberales; Musaceae
Product: phospholipase A(1) DAD1, chloroplastic-like
Exons: 1
Coding region: 1-1251 (416 amino acids)
Biological process (GO): lipid metabolic process
Molecular function (GO): glycerophospholipase activity
Source: RefSeq, a predicted model, not a curated record